This is a messenger RNA of Capsella rubella, 753 nucleotides long. RefSeq names its product reticulon-like protein B15. The coding region runs from base 1 to 636 and encodes 211 amino acids. The transcript has 5 exons. The record is from RefSeq and is a predicted model, not a curated record. Lineage: Eukaryota; Viridiplantae; Streptophyta; Magnoliopsida; Brassicales; Brassicaceae.
AUGGUUUAUGGAGAUUGCAAAGUCUCGUUUAAAGAACCAAACACAAAAUUAACCAAUAUGUCUCUUGUGGAUCAAAUACUUGGCAAAGGAGCAGUGGCGGAUUUAUGUGUGUGGAAGGACAAGAUAAACUCGGGGAUAACACUUGUAACUGCCACACUUUUCUGGUUCCUCUUGGAGAUCAUGGAGGCUCGAUUUGUUCCACUCCUCUGUUCAAUCCUGUUACUCCUCAUGCUCCUCCUCUUCCUUUGGGCCAAGUUCGGACAACUCUUUAUCGCUCGGAGACCUCCCACUCCGGAAGAGCUGAAUCUACCAGAUUCCCGACUUAGAGCCUUGCUUUUAAAGACAGAAGGCAUUCUCCUUAUGCUGUACGAGAUUGCUUAUGGGAAAGACAUCAAAACCUUUCUCUGGACCAUCUUUUAUGUGGUCAUCAUAGACAUCAUUGGGAGCUACAUCAGCCUCCUCACAAUGUUGUAUAUAUGCUUAGUCUGCUCGAUGACAACUCCGGUUUUGUACCUUCAAUUUCAAGAGGUCAUCGACAGUUUCAUCGGGAAGGUAUCGGAAGAGAAAAACAACUUAAUUGAUGUAUUCAAGUCCACAGUUGCCUCAAAGAUUCCUAGGGCCACCAAGGUGGAGUAGUUCAUACUUCAUACGGGCGAAUCGAAAGAACCUCUCUAUAUGCUAUACUAUAUCAAUGUUUUAACUUAUUUGUAUUCCGUAGACCUAAAAACUUGUGUUUAAAGGAUUUUACUACCA